AAGUAAUAUUGGAAAAUCAUGUGGCAGGAAGUGCACAGAUAAUAAUUAAUGAUGCCAGAAGAGUUCAAUCUAUGCAUGCAUGUAAGGAGUUUUUAAUUGAUCAAGCAGCAAAAAUUGAUUUUACCAAGUAAAUUUAGAAUUAGAGGUUAGCAGGUCUGAGUCUGUGGCCUUGGUGACAGUCGUUUAAUAGAAACAUCAGGUCUAAUGUUUGUUAUCGCUCUUUUGUUUACGUGUUCAUGGCAAGUAGAAGCCACCUCGACACCCUCCACCGUUACAGCCUGCCCUGAUGACCCUGUCAUCCUCACCUGCACUCUGCCUGGUUCCUUCAUACGAUGGAUGGUCACUACUCCACAAAACCAACAAGACAGCAUCACUUUGAGUAUUAUGAAUCCUGUUUUCGAUAUAAUUUGCAUUCCGUGGUGUUCUCACUGACUCCAGUGGAGGAAUGCUCACUGCCACUCUCACUUCACUGUCUGUGGCCUCCACUGUGGAGGGUACCAUGGUGGUGUGUUUUGGAGAGAGCUCACAAGAGGGUCCUCUCACUAUCACUGUGGCUGAACCACCCUCCCCUCCACUGAACACAAGGGUGUCCUCCACUCAAAGCCAACCCAGCUCCUCCAACAUCACUCUAGAAUGGGAUGUUCCCUCAUCUACUGGUGGUGUGUCUGUCAGUUAUGUCCUUAUCAUCUCCCCAACACCUCUCUCUGGGUCACCAGUCACCAUGGAGACCACCUCGGCACAGAUCACUGUCUCCUACAACAUUCCCUACAAUGUGACCAUCAGAGCUGUUAACUGUAUUGGAAUGAGCAAUGCCUCAAUGCUGCUCACUAUACCUUUCAUAGUUGCCUGUCCCUCCUCCCUCUCUGUCGCUAGUGGAGUGGCCAACGUCCAGAUACCCAGUUUACCGACUCUGAACUCCAUACUUACCUUCACUUGUUUUGAAGAUAAUCAGAUGGUAACCUCUACCUGUGGUAGUGAUGGACAGUGGAAUCCUGAUCCAGAGGAUUUCAUGUGCCCAACAAUGGAACCCCCGGUGACCUGUCUUGUUCCCGUGGCCCCCUCUAUGGGUAAUGUAUGCAUUAGUGGCCAGUCUUACAUAGAAGGGUCACAGAUCAUCUAUCAGUGCAAUGACGGACUCUUUCCCAUGGGUGUUUUAAACGCCACAUGCACCAGAGACACCAGAGACAGACAAAAUGGAGUGUGGGAGCCUGACCCCGGUGCUGUGGUGUGCAGGACUUUGCCAGUCAACUGCGCUGUACCUGCUGAGCCCUGCAACGGUGCUAUAGUAGACUAUGAGAGGUUGAACGAGACAGUGUUGGAGGGAACAGUGCUGACUUACCAGUGUGACAAUGGACUCUCAUUGACUGGACCCAACGUGGUCACUUGUACUAAUGCUGGAGCCUGGAGCACUGAGCCUGAGGCAAUCAUGUGUGUACUUGAAGGUUCUUUUACCACCCCCCUAUCAAUUGGUGUAGUUGCUGCUAUCAGCGUAAUUAUUCCUUUCUUUGUGGCUGCCAUUCUUGGAUUCCUGAGUGGACUCCUAGUAAUGCACUUUUGCUUACGAAAGAAGGCAAUGUACUCCACUGCAGCAGCUAAAGAGCAAGGACCCACUGCACCAGCUGGUCCUGUUUAUGAAGAGGUGUCACCCAAAGAGGAGAUUGAACUGAAUACUAACCAGGCAUAUGGACCAGUGGGACUGUGACCUGUGCAUUUUUUGUCAGUGUAUAAUUAUAGCUAAAGUCUAUUUGUGUUGAGUUUGACCUUCAUAAAGUUGUCAUAACUUUGUCAUACUUUACUGAAAUUCAAAGUUUCAUAUACCAUUGGAUUCCUUGUUAAAAAGCGCUUCUACCUAUAUGCUGUAGAGC
This is a messenger RNA of Halichondria panicea, 1865 nucleotides long. RefSeq names its product beta-2-glycoprotein 1-like. Bases 446 to 1702 code for a protein of 418 amino acids. The transcript has 7 exons. NCBI's taxonomy places the organism in Eukaryota, Metazoa, Porifera, Demospongiae, Suberitida, Halichondriidae. Gene Ontology annotation, molecular function: protein binding. The record is from RefSeq and is a predicted model, not a curated record.